AACCAUUGCUAUGAACGCCAAGAAGACAACCUGAAGCAUAUAUCUAUCAUGGUCUAUCCCGCUGUGCUGGAACAGAUCUACUAUUCACAGGGAUCCUCUCAGGAUAUUGUGCCCUGCUGAACGCGUAGAAAUUCCUGACCGGAAGUCACUGUGUUUUGUUUGAAGAAGCUGAUUGGAUAAGGCCGGGCGACGCAUGCUCAGCAUGACAGGCACUCAGGAGGAGCUAGCUAGCUAGAAGACCGGACACUCGCUUCAGGUAAAAGGAUGGACCACGCACAACGAGACAAGUUGUCAGAGCUCGUGGAAGAGUUGACCACAUCUGGGGAACCACAACUAAAUCCAAAUAAACUGAAGGAAGUGAAAAAGAUAUGCAAAGUUUCCAACGACUACAUUGAGCACUUCUACCACCUGGUCAUGACGCAGCUGGCCAAGGAGCAUGCCGAGAUUCGCCUGUCAGCCUUCCAGAUGGUCAGUGAGCUCUUCACCCGCUCACACCACUUCAGGGUCCUGCUGGUGGACAACUUCCAGGAGUUUCUGGACCUGACAGUGGAGACGGACUCAGAUGAGCCUCUGCCACCACCCAAAGAGGUGGCCCGAAAGCUGAAGACCGUUGCCAUCAAAACCGUGCAGGAAUGGCAGGCCACUUACGGAGAGGCCUAUAAGAAACUGGCCUUGGGCUACCACUUUCUCAAGCAGGUUAAAAAGGUGGAUUUUCAUGAUGUUCAGGCCAGAACACUAGCUGAAAGGAAACGAGAGGAGGAGAGACAGAAACGACUGGAGAGGAUUUAUAAAGACAAAGUUGAAAAGGCCACCAAGGAAAUGGAAGAUGCCUCAGAAGAGAUUGAAGAGUGCCUAACAGAGAUAAACAACUGCAUGAAGUUGCUUCUGCCUGCAGAGUUUGACCUCAGUGACCUAGAUACCACAACUCCAGCCAAUAAUUCAACCGCUUCUGUCUCUUCUGUACCUAAUGAGAAGGCUAGCACCUCCAGUGACCUAGACCAACAGCCCUGUUGUAGUAAAGACCUGGAGGUCGAGAGGGAAACCAAUAAUCCAGAGACAAGUACAGCAACGAAAACCAAUGACGAGAAGGAGGAAGAGAAUUCUAGUGAAGAAGAGAGUGAUAUGGAAGAGGUUCUGGAUGAAGAUGCAUUCAUACGCAACACAGGACUCAUAUCUCACAAAUACAGCCUGGACCUGAACCUGUCCACAGAUUUAAAGUUAAAGGAGACAGAGGAGAAUGAAGCAGUGGUGAACACCAUGAAGGAACUGCACAAACUGCUCAGCACUAAACACCUGCCUGUCGUCCAGUCCUGGGUUCAGGUUUUCACCAAGGCAGGUGUGCCAGAACCGCUCCUCAGACGUGCCAUAGACUUGAAGUCGUCGCUGGAUAGAGCUCUGCAGAACCAUGGAGACCUGCACAUUGACUACAAGGCCAGGAAUCGCAGAGUGAUGAAAGCACCGGAGGGCAGUGAUGACGAUGAUGAUGACUUUGAAGAGGUGCCGGAGAAGGAGGGUUUUGAACCACACAUUCCAGACCAUCUACGGGAGGAGUACGGUUUGGAGCCAUCCCCAUCUACCUCUGUGGCCAGUAAGAAGCCAGUCCAGCCUCCAGUGAAGUGUCCUGCACCAGGAACCUCUCACACCUUCUCCAGACCCAGGAAGAGAGCCACGGACGAGGAGCAGGAUCCCACCUGUGCAGCCGCCACACUCCGCCUCUUCAAGCAACGCCUCCUACCCCAGGCACCUAGCACCAGCUCUGCAGCAGGAGGUCAUGUGGACCCCACAGACCAGGCUAGUGACCCCAGUGAGGAGAGGGACAAAGCUCCAGUCAUCCCCUUUGGUCUGGACCUCUACUACUGGGGAGAGGAGCAACCCACUGCAGGCAAAAUCAUCAAGAAUAGCUCCCAGCACCAGUUCUGGGUUCCCAACGAGGUAGAGGAGGAGGUGGAGAAUAAGGAACUGGCUGCCCAGAUGAAGUCCAGGUACAUCACGUUCGCUGGUCGCUUCCAGCCCGUCAAGCACAGGUGCAAAGCCCCCAUGCACAACGGAGCCCUCUGUGAACGCCAGGACCGAGUCAAGUGUCCUUUCCAUGGGCUGAUCAUCCCACGAGACGAGCUGGGAAAACCCACCAACCCAGAGGACGCUGUGCGGCUGGAGAAAGAGGAGUGGAAACGCAGAGAGAACCAGCCUGACUGGCGGGACCCUGAGUUGAUGAGGGACAUAGAGCUUGCCACUGGGGAGGACCUGGGGUCCUCCAAAACCUUUGGGAAGGGCAAGAAAUGCAAGGGGAAGGGCAAGAAGAAGAAGUACCCCAACCUCAGUGAUCUGAAGAAGAGUGUCAACACUUCACGCUCCAGACUAGAGAGGAAGGUUUUCAACCCGAGCUCCAUGAGGCGAGUGACAGAUGUCAUGAAUAAAAUGGACAAAUUGAAACACGCAAAGUUUGCAAACCAAUUUAAUUAUGCACUGAAUUAACAGGAAGUUGAGGAGGCCAGUGGAUUUUGUGGCAGAAAUAUAAUCCUCAUCUACAUGUACUGGUAGAAAUGACUAUGGAAAUGUCUACUACAUUCACACGCACAUCUCAUUUCCAUGUAACAAGAUAAUGUUGAAUUACCUCACAUUUAUGCUUUCUAUUUUGUAAAAGAACAAAAAAUGUUUUUAUAUGUUUUUAUGAAAUAAUUUGUCAAAUAAUGUUAUUUGUUGAUUUAUGUGUAACAUAAGGGAAAAUGCAGUGGCAAUCUUUGUCACCAGUUAGCUAUUUACACUUAAUGUAGUCUACCCUUGUAAUUUUCAAUGGCAGAACUCUCAGAACUCUUUUUACAGCUUUUUGCACUGUAACUAUUUUUCCAAUAUCUCUUUUCUAAUUAUCACAACCAUUGAGUGCUUAAUGUAUCAAUGCUAUUAUGUGGAAGUGGUAACCGAAAUUGAAACCGUUGUGGAUGACAGGCAGCUUUUAACCAAUGUUGCUCUUGACUCCCAUACAGUCCUGUGUCUGAGUUUGAAAGCACUGUAGGGGCUUAUAGAAACUUCUAUAGGUUGCCAAUAGCUGCUCUGCAUCAGCCCUCUCUGGAGUGAGAGAGAAAGACAGCCUAUUCACCUCACAUAAUAUCUUAUAUAUUUGCUUAUAAUAUUUUUUCUCUGAUAUGUAGUAGUAGUAUGUUGAUGAUAGUGAAUGUUCUUGUGUUGGAUUAGUGAAUGUUGAUUGCAAGGAGGGAUAUCUUCAGGCUCUGUUGUUGGGCUAUUUUGGUUCAGGCAGGCAGCAAUUGGGCAGGUGGGAGACAUUAAAAAGUGAAUGUUGAGCUUUGA
This is a messenger RNA of Coregonus clupeaformis (lake whitefish), 3306 nucleotides long. RefSeq names its product UV-stimulated scaffold protein A (gene uvssa). Gene Ontology annotation, molecular function: RNA polymerase II complex binding. The record is from RefSeq and is a predicted model, not a curated record. Gene Ontology annotation, cellular component: chromosome. The transcript is spliced from 14 exons. Gene Ontology annotation, biological process: response to UV; transcription-coupled nucleotide-excision repair. NCBI's taxonomy places the organism in Eukaryota, Metazoa, Chordata, Actinopteri, Salmoniformes, Salmonidae. The coding region runs from base 265 to 2475 and encodes 736 amino acids.